This is a messenger RNA of Homalodisca vitripennis (glassy-winged sharpshooter), 665 nucleotides long. RefSeq names its product prokineticin-1-like. The transcript has 3 exons. The record is from RefSeq and is a predicted model, not a curated record. The coding region runs from base 13 to 465 and encodes 150 amino acids. NCBI's taxonomy places the organism in Eukaryota, Metazoa, Arthropoda, Insecta, Hemiptera, Cicadellidae.
GCCAAAGUAUAUAUGGGUGUUCGUGACCAUCAACCAUUACAUAUUACUAGAGCGGAUCUUAGAGAUAAGACGACAAAAACUCCAUCAGACUCCAGAAUGGUGAAGACUCCAGUUUCAGUGGUGACCAGUCUGUUGGUGCUGCUGUCUGUUGUGGCCGUGUCACACUGCAUCUCCGAGUGUCGUUCUGACCACGACUGUCACCCUUCAGAGUGUUGCGUCUUUGCGACUGGAAAGUUUGGAGGGACGUCCUGUGGGUCCCGAGGCCGCCAGUACGACCAGUGUCGUCCUACGGAGAGUGAGCCACACAACGUGACAGUGAGCGACCCUGGCAGUUCAACGGUCUCGGGCUCCGCUCACUAUCACCUGUGCCCCUGCCUGCCUGGACUCGUCUGUGAUCCUGACUUGGGGUUCUGCAAACGUGGACUGCCACCGGGUAGCGAGUCUCACCCUGCUCAGCAGCACUGAUCCACUUUUGUCACUUGAGCAGUACUUUUUAUUUAUUUCAUCAGAUCUGCAAACACACACUUAUUUGAAACUGUAUGAAAGUAAAAGAAAGAUCCACUCAAAUGUUUAUAAGUUUCAGACCUUUAACAUUUCUGUGAUUUUUAGUACAUGGCCUACGUGUUUCUUAUAUUAAUUUACGUCCAAUAAAAAUUUUAAAUUUA